AACAUGCCCCUGCCCUCCCCCAGAGCGUUCUGGCAAGCUCUCCUUGGGCUUCCCGGCAAGUGGGGCAAUGUGUGCCUCCCCUAAUCCCUGACCACAGCACUGCUGAGGAGUGAGGCACAGGGUGAACAGCCAGCCACCACACACGCAGCUCUGUGCCUGACUGCAGGGCUUCUGCUCUUAGGCACCACAAGCAGCAAGUAAUUACCUGUGAUCUCCUGCAGACAGAAAUGUUCGGCCUCUGCCUCCCCUGGAAAACACUGAUUGUUCUAAGUUUAGCGAUUCUUCUUGCAGAUUUUACUGAAAUCAGGGCUGCUGCCGAUCAAAGUGAAUGCAAAAGUGCAACCAUAGAUGAUGUGAACGGGAGUCUCAAGAAAUAUUCAGAAUGCUUGCCUGAAAUUAUUGCCGAGGGUGAAAAAACUUCAAUCAAUUUCCUGGCCUGGACACUGCAAGAAACUCUUGAUCUGCUGCGCCCUGUUCAGGAGCAAUUUUGCAAGCAGCUGCCUCCAUGCCCACGCCCAGUGCCCCCAAAAAACGGGGGGCUGGUGUGUGUGACCAUUGACAACACUCAGUACUGCAAACCCAUGUGCAACAAGGGCUAUGACUUCCAGUUCCUCAGGAGAAGCAGGCUGUAUGAAAUGUGUGGCAAUGCCACGGGCUUUUCCUGGACCACGCAGCUUGUCGGGGAGAAGGCACUGGCAGUCUGCAACCCCUCCGAGGUGGCCGUCAGUGGAGCUAAAUCUGCCUAUUUCCCCAGCAACAGCACCUGUGUGCGCACUCUGGCCUUCCCUGAGGCUCAGGCAGAGCAGCUGAACAUCUUCCUCCAGGAGAUUGGCGAGCGCGGCAUCGACGGCUCCGGCCGGGACCAGGGGGCUGACUGUGUCACCUGUGGCUACUAGCGGCAGCCUGAGCACAGCCCAGCCUCUGGCUGCGCCUGGGCAGCACAGGCAGAGCAUUGGAAUCACAGCUAGCACGUGUGAACACAGGUCUGGAGAUCACAGUCAUGACCUCAGCCUUGGGGAACGGAUAUAGAGGGUAAAUCUAAUCCCGCAGCUCGUGGCAGGGGAGUUUCAAAGAAAGAAGAUCACUUUUAUGGCUUUAAUUUGUCUAGCUGGAAUUAAAUAAGAUCUACAGUUUUUAAUGGAUGCCCUCCUAUUGGCUUAACUUCUUCAGGCUCUCUGCAGAUAAUAUAACUGAUUGUUGUCAGAAAUUGUCCUGUGUCAGGGGUCUUCUUUACUGAGAAAGGGCCGUACUCCUGUCACUUUUACAGCUGCCAGUUAAUCACUAGCAUUGCUCUGAUGACCAUUAAAGCUGUGUAAGUGGCAA
Onychostruthus taczanowskii (white-rumped snowfinch) is the source of this 1323-nucleotide messenger RNA. RefSeq lists its product as uncharacterized. The record is from RefSeq and is a predicted model, not a curated record. Lineage: Eukaryota; Metazoa; Chordata; Aves; Passeriformes; Passeridae. The transcript is spliced from 6 exons. Bases 228 to 896 code for a protein of 222 amino acids.